Molecule: messenger RNA, 127 nt
Organism: Funneliformis geosporum
Lineage: Eukaryota; Fungi; Glomeromycota; Glomeromycetes; Glomerales; Glomeraceae
Source: the annotation of a GenBank genome assembly
GAUAGUAUAGGAAUUGCGUUGAGAUCUUUGAAUAAUGAAGAGCUCAAUAAUUUCUUACGUAUAACUGAAAAAGUAAUUGCAACUGGUAAUAUAGAUGGAAUCAUUUUAACUGGUCUUACACCUGAAG